Molecule: messenger RNA, 2865 nt
Organism: Peniophora sp. CBMAI 1063
Lineage: Eukaryota; Fungi; Basidiomycota; Agaricomycetes; Russulales; Peniophoraceae
Source: the annotation of a GenBank genome assembly
AUGUUUCGAACAGUGUUCUACGUUUUUCUGGCCCACUUCUUGCUUUCCUUUGCUCUCGCGCAGUCGUUCCAUCCUGGCAAUGUCCCCCUCAUUGCGCGCCAGUCCUACCUCAACGCCCGCAUCAACUCGCAGAACCUCUUGAGUACAUCCAACAGCUGGCCGGGCGUCUCUACGGCCACUGCCGCGGUUCUUGGCUGGGCAGGCUAUGUCAAAGUCGACAACGUUACCUACAAGUGGAUUGGCAACUCGCAGGCGUACAAUAAUGCGACUGUGGAUAUUAUGCCGACCACUGAGAUGUACCUCACGCCGACCCGCACUGUCUUCACAAUGACCGCCGGCACCGCGAUGACCUUCAACAUCACUUUCCUUUCGCCGAUUGAGGUCGGCGACUGGGAUAAGUGGUCACGCCCGUUCGGCUAUGUUGCCAUCGACGCGACCUCUCAGGAUGGGCAGGCGCACGACGUCCAGAUAUAUUCCGACAUCAGCGGAGAAUGGCUAUCCGGAGACCGUGGAAGGUUGAUCACCUGGCAGCUGAGCUCGACAAGCCCGAACGUUAUCCACAAUAUCACACUCUCCAACCCGCAAGUAUACACCGACAUCCUCGCGCAGGCCAACUGGGGAGCAUGGUACUAUGCGACGAGCGCGGGCGACGGUGUGACCUACCAAAUCGACUCGGAUGCCAACUGUCGUGGGCUAUUCCAAUCGGCCGGCAAACUCAAUAACACGGCUACUCCGCCUGGACGAGCCAUCAACGAUCGCUACCCUGUCUUUGCUAUGGUUCACGAUCUCGGCUCCAUAUUCUCCACGCAAUCGCCCGUCGUAUGGGCCAUCGGCCACGAUCGCGAGACGGCAAUCCAGGUCACUGACCUCACGUCGUCGAAGCAGGACCGCGCGCUAUACUACCGCACGAACUACACCACCGCCAACGACCUCCUCACGGACGUUCUGUCGGAUUACUCCGCCGCGUUUUCCCGCGCUGUCGCUCUUGACGCUAACUUGACUGCGCAAGCCGAGAAGGCUGCGCCCGGUGGCGACCUUGCAAACCUGAUCUCAAUCGCCGCGCGUCAGGUCAUUGGUAACACCGAGCUCACUGUUGGCCGCGGCAGCGACGGCUCCUGGAACAAGUCCGACGUCAUGAUGUUCAUGCGCGAGGGCGAUGGCAACUACAACCGCACUCAGGGCGUCGAGCUACUGUACGCUGCAUUCCCGCUGUUCCUCUCACUCGACCCUGCACUAGGCGCGCCACUUCUCGAGCCCUUGAUGCGCUUACAGAGCUCAAAGUCAUACGUUGUCGGUUAUGCGGCGCAGGAUCUGGGCUCUCAAUACCCGAACGCCACUAUCGAGAAUAACGACCAUGCCGAGGGUGUGGAGAUGACGGGCAACAUGCUCAUCAUGGCAUACGCUCAGGCGCACUUCAGUGGCGACUCGACAUUGGUAGAGACGUACUACUCAACUCUCCGGACUUGGGCCGACUACCUGGUCGCAAACAGCUUGAGUCUCGAGACGCAGCUCAGCACGGAUACCACGAACACGCGCAACCAGACCAACCUCGCUAUCAAGGGCAUCAUCGGUGUCGGUGCUUUCGCUCAGAUCGCCAACUCGCUCGGUGUCUCGGGUGAUGCCAGCCAGUACGGCAACCAAGCCAAGAGUCUGUAUACGCAGUGGAAGGCGUCAGGCGCUCUCAGCUCGUCUUCCGGCCUGCUCGCAAUGUUCGGUCAAACGAACACGUACGCAACUGGCUACAACCUCUUCGCGGACAAGUGGCUCGGACUCAAUCUCGUCGAGGAUACUGUGUACAGUGCACAAACGGCGCUGGUCAAGAACCUCCUCGGUUCUGGCACGACGACCUACGGUAUCCCGGUCGAUAGCACUGCCGGUACGAUCGUUGACGUGGACUGGGAUUUCCUCAUCGCCGGCUUGGUGAACGAUACCACCGUCACAAGCACCAUUAUGCAGCGUCUCGUCGCACGUGCCGGCUCGAACACCACCGGCGAUAUCUGGCCCCUUUCUUACGACAGCGCUACCGGUGCGCUUAACGGUCAGGUCCGUUCGAGCGUCGGAGUUGGCGCCGCGUUCGCCCCCAUUGCACUCGCACUGCCGCAGAAGUCAUUCUCUGCGACCAAAGGCUGGUCUCCGCCAUCGGAAGCCAAUGGUGGCAGCUCGAGUGGUAAGAAGAGCAAUGCAGGCGCUAUUGCGGGCGGCGUUGUCGGCGGCCUGGCAGGCGCGGCAAUCAUCGGCGGCUUGAUCUGGUUCUUCUUGCGCCGGAGACGCGAGAAGAGCAACCCUCCCGUCGCAGAUCAGUUCCUCACGGACGGUGGUAUGGGCUUCGUGCGCAAAAACAGCGACAACAGUGGUGCAACUGGUGGCUUCAAUCGCGACCUGCUCAUGCGCGACUCGCGCGCACCGAGCGCUUCAGGCGCGGAAUUGCCCGUGCUCACAUCCCCUGGUGUUUCCACCCCUGGCGCUUACACAACAUCGAGCCAUCCCUACUCAGCCGUGCCUGGUGAACCGAACUCGGACCCGGGUGAGGUAGGCACGUAUAGUGGGCAGAGCGGGUACGGUGGUGGCGUAGUCCGUCCACUUCCAAGCGUGCCCGUCCCAUUGAGCAGUAAAGCGCUCAUGGAACUCCGACGCGCCGGGACUGUGCACAAUGCGCCGCUCGGCCCGAGACCUGUAGGCGGGCCAGCUACUGGUAGUAGUGGACCGAACAGCUCGUCAGGGCGUACGACAAGUACGGCGCUCACGGGUAGCAGCGAUGACGUCCAUGCACGGCAGCUUCGCGCGGAAGUUGAUCUGCUGAGAAGAGAGAUGGCGGAGAUCAGGGCCGCUGGGUUGGAUUUGCCGCCGACGUACGAGGCUCAGUAG